AUGGAGACGGACGCGCGCGGCGCGGCCGUGCUGGGCGGCCUGGCCGAGGUGGUGGAGCGCGUCCUCGGCUUCCUGCCCACCAAGGCGCUGCUGCGCGCCGCCUGCGUGUGCCGCCUGUGGAGGGAGUGCGCCCGGCGCACGCUGCGCGCGCGGCAGCGCCUCGCCUGGGUGUCGGCGCUGGAGGCGGGUCCCGGUGAGAGCCACGCGCUGGUGCGCGCCCUGGCCCACGAGCUCGAGAAGGUGCAUGUGCUGCCACAGACUGUGCUCUACAUAGCAGAUGCAGAAACUUUCAGUGGACACGAGGAGUGUCACGAACAGAAGAAAGCAAGAAAAAGAAACAGUAAAGAAACGGCGAUUGAGCUAGAAAAAUUGUUGCCAAAGCGAUGUCAGGUUCUUGGACUCGUCACCCCAGGGAUUGUAGUUACCCCUAUGGGUUCAAGCAGCAAUCGACCUCAAGAAAUCGAAGAAGGUGAAGCUGGCUUUGCUCUUUUGUUCCCCAAAAUUGAUGGGGUGAAAAUCCAAACCUUCCAUUUUUUUAAAGACUUGAAGAACAGGGUCUUCGAUGAAAAUAAAUUUUCGGAAGCAGGUCUGAAAAAUAAUCCAGAUCUCCGUGUGGUUCUUCUGUUUGGCUACAAUUCCUGGAAGUCUGGAGCUACUCGGUUUCUUCAUCAAAUAGUCAAUCCUUUGAAUGAAAAAAGUAUCAUCCUUGCUGGGGGUCAAGUGGAGAGUUUUACAUCACUGAUCUCUGAACACACCAGCGCGCAGCCCAGUGAUGCCUGYGGGGUGGUCGGACUGGCCUUCAGCGGUCCCCAGAUCCAGAGCGCCACCGUUUUGUUAGACCAGGACGUAGCUGACGAGAGGACAGCAGAAGCCGCCAUGCAGCGCCUCAAAGCAGCGAACAUCCCUGAGCGUAACACCGUUGGCUUCAUGUUCGCCUGUGUUGGCAGAGGAUAUCGGCAUUAUAAAACCAAAAGGAAUAUGGAAGCAGAUGCCUUUAGGAAGUUUUUUCCGAAUGUUCCGCUCUUUGGCUUUUUUGGACAUGGGGAAAUAGGAUGUGAUCGAAUAGUUACUGGGAAUUUCGUACUGAGAGAAUGUAAUGACAUAAAAGAGGACCUGCUUCAUGGUUAUACUACAGUUAUGACUCUUAUUCAUCUUGGUUCAACUAAAGCAAACCAAGUGUAAAUGUUUUUAAUGCACCAGUGAACUGUUUGCUUUCAUUACAGAAAACUGAGAAGUCUGGGAGAGUGGAUAUCGUGCAGUGAAAGCACCUUCCGAAACGUUGUUUUCUUAACAUUAUCAAAUCUUGUAGUCUGCAUAGCAUUUAAUAUGGUAGCUAUGGGGAAGCUUUGCAUUUUGCAUAAUCCUGUAAGCACAUCAGCAGGUAAAAUGCAGGUAAAUUGUAAUUGAUGCAGCCUGGCAGCUGAGGAAGGCCACUUUCUUCUAAGAUGAGAAAAAAUUUCCACAGAUAGCAGCUGGAAUCCAAAUAUCAACAUGUGGAAAUAAAGAGUGUUUUGAUAYUAUCUAUUUAUGUAUGUAAAACAAUCUGGAAGAUCUGCUGAUGCAUACUGAGAUACUGAUGCAUGAAAUCCACCUUUUCCUGA
Nothoprocta perdicaria is the source of this 1601-nucleotide messenger RNA. RefSeq names its product F-box protein 22 (gene FBXO22). Gene Ontology annotation, molecular function: protein binding. The transcript has 7 exons. Bases 1 to 1182 code for a protein of 393 amino acids. Gene Ontology annotation, biological process: positive regulation of proteasomal ubiquitin-dependent protein catabolic process; regulation of skeletal muscle fiber development; protein polyubiquitination. Lineage: Eukaryota; Metazoa; Chordata; Aves; Tinamiformes; Tinamidae. The record is from RefSeq and is a predicted model, not a curated record.